UCAAGGCCUCCAUCUCCGCUACGUCAAAGCUCUCUGACUUGAGUCGUCGUCGUCGUCGUGUUGUCACAGCGUGCUGAAGCGCUUUAUUUCCCCUUCACAACAAGAUCGACUGCUGUCUUCUCCAAUAAGAACGCGUUCAUGAGCAUUAAACCUUGCAGUUUUAGGGUACAGAAAAAGAAGGGUUUUUUUUUAGAAUGAGAGUGGCCGAUGGGGGUUCUGAAUGCUUAGGAGGCACAUAAUCCAUACACACACGUUUUUUUAAAGCAUUGUACAAGCAAGACUGGGAUAACACCGAUUUCUUCACCAAAGAGCUGCUCCUGCCUGCUUGAGCUGAACAAAGAUAAUUACUCAGGAAAUGUUUCAGCCAAUCCGCUGCCGCUUUACAUCCCGGUAGUGAAAAGAGGCCAUUCAGGGUCUAGCUUCUAUCUGGCAGUCUGAUCAUCAAGCUGAAGUGCCAAGCCCUUUCUGUCUAAGAACUGAGACUGUCCUCCAUGUUUUAUAAGUAUUGACAUAACACUGUGUUAGCCAUGCAUCCACAGAGUUUGGCUGAAGAAGAAAUAAAAACAGAGCCGGAUGUGGUAGAGGGGAUGGACAUCGCAACACGAUCUAAAGUUUCAGAUCCUGGGUCUGCAGAGCGAGCAGCACAGAAACGAAAGCUUCCCAGUCCGCCACAUUCUUCCAAUGGUCAUUCCCCUACUGACACAUCACCAAGCCCAAUUAAAAAGAAAAAGAAACCUGGCUUAGUGAAUAGUAACAACAAGGAACAGUCAGAACUAAGACAUGGUCCCUUUUACUAUAUGAAGCAGCCACUCACCACAGACCCUGUUGAUGUUGUACCACAGGAUGGACGGAAUGACUUCUAUUGCUGGGUGUGCCACCGAGAGGGCCAGGUCCUCUGCUGUGAGCUUUGCCCAAGGGUCUACCAUGCAAAGUGUCUGAAACUGACAGCGGAGCCCGAGGGGGACUGGUUCUGUCCAGAAUGUGAGAAAAUAACAGUGGCAGAAUGCAUAGAAACUCAAAGCAAAGCAAUGACAAUGCUAACAAUAGACCAGCUGUCUUAUCUGCUAAAGUUUGCACUUCAGAAAAUGAAACAACCUGGGGAUCAGCCACGCUCGAAUCUUUCACCACAUGCUGCAGCCCACCAGAGAAAACCUAUUAAUUGGACAGAGCCAUUUCAGAAGCCUGUAUCUCUAGAACAACAUCCAGAUUACGCUGAAUAUAUAUUUCAUCCGAUGGACCUCUGCACAUUAGAAAAGGUAGUUGGUUAUGAAACUAACAGUUUCUCACCGGUCUUAUAA
Molecule: messenger RNA, 1298 nt
Organism: Lepisosteus oculatus (spotted gar)
Lineage: Eukaryota; Metazoa; Chordata; Actinopteri; Semionotiformes; Lepisosteidae
Source: RefSeq, a predicted model, not a curated record